AUGUCGAAUGGUAGUGGAGAUCAUGAUGAUGAAGGUUAUGUGGUCAAAUUACGUGGACUUCCAUGGUCUACCACUGUUGAUGAAAUUAUGAAGUUCUUCAGUGAUUGUUCUAUCUCAAAUGGUAAAAAUGGUGUUCAUAUGACUAUGUCAAGAGAAGGCCGUCCUAGUGGAGAGGCUUAUGUAGAAAUGGAUACACCUGAAGAUAUUGAAAAGGCUUGUAAAAGAGAUAGAGAUCAUAUGGGUCAUCGUUAUAUAGAAGUCUUUAAAGCAAAAAGAGGUGAAAUGGAGUGGGUAGUCAAAAGAAGUGGUUUCAAUCUGGAAAAUGCUAUGGAUGAUGCUUGUGUGAGACUACGCGGUCUACCAUUUGGAUGCUCUAAAGAGGAAAUAGCACAAUUCUUCUCAGGGUUGGAGAUAUUGCCGAACGGGAUUUCACUACCGACAGACUACACGGGCCGCAGUACUGGGGAGGCUUACGUUCAAUUUGUUAACAAAGAUGUUGCGGAGCGCGCUCUGCAGAAACACAAGGAAAAGAUAGGACACAGAUACAUCGAAAUCUUCCGAAGCACUUUGUCCGAAGUACGUGCUAGCAUCGGGCCGAAAAUGCGAGGAGGUCCAAUGGGUGGUUUUAAUCAAAGACCCGCUCCCUAUGACCGAGGUGCUCGUUUCGGUGGGAUGAACCGUUUUAGCAAUAAUGGCAGAGGUUCUAGAAAUAGAGAUUUUGAUGGCGGCCCAUGGGGAAGCGGUAAUAACUUUGACUCGCGUGGAGGCGGUAUGGGUAUGAGAGGUGGUUUGGACAUGAAAGGUGGAAAUUUCCGAGGCAGUGGUGAUACAUGGGGUGGCAAUUCUGGAAUUCAUAGUAUACACAUGCGUGGAUUACCAUUCAAAGCUACAGAACAAGAUAUAGCUGAUUUCUUUAGACCUAUUGAACCUGUAAAUGUUCGAAUUAUCCUUGAAAAUGGUGGACGUCCUUCUGGAGAGGCUGACGUAGAAUUCGCUACUCACGAGGAGGCUGUCAAAGCAAUGUCCAAAGACAAAAGUCACAUGUCUCAUAGGUACAUUGAAUUAUUCCUAAAUUCAACUGGUGGUUCAAGUGGAAUGUCAUUAGGUGGUAUCGGUAAUUUCUGCGGAGGUUUGGGCAAUAACUUUAGGCCAGGAUAUUCUCCAAAUAGAGGCUUCAGUUCCCAGUUAGGAGGAAGCAAUUAUAAUAGUUUUUGAGGUCGGGUGUCGCGUUUCUUACGCCACCGACGAUAAACUGUUUCGUAAAUCAAAGUUUUGACAUACUGAAUUAUAACAUCGAUGAAACCUUGUUUUUGUAUUGGAUUCAGUUAGAAAUUAAUUGUUUUACAAAUUAUAUACACGAUACUCGUAAACAAAACAUAAAGAUUAUGUUUCGUUUUGAUAAAACGUUUGUGAACAUUGAUCAGUUAAAUAUUUUUUUUUGAAAAAUAAUUUUGAUAGAUCACAAGUUACUAUGUUCCAUUUCUUUUUUCACUUUCAUUUGUUUGUAUAAAAAUUGAUAAUUAAAUUAUAAUGAACUUUUUCAAACCAUUGGCGUAAUGCGUAUUUUAAUUAAUAAUUUAUACAACUUUAUAAAAGACAACACAUACUCUUAUAAAUUAUCUUUAAAAAAGUAUUGAAUAGUUUUUAUCGCUUAGAUUAUCUUCUGUUUCUACAUGUUGUAUAUUGUACAUCUGUUGUUUAAGUCUUCAGAAAAGUGUUCCAAAUUCUAAUAGUACUAGAGAAUAAGCAUAUUUAUAAAUUAUAUAACUGCUUCAACACCAAGUUAUUGAUAAAUUUAGAAAUAACGAUUUCAUUCGUACGAGAUAUAGUUAGUUUAUAUUAAAGAAAACCACUCAACGAUUACGAUCCAUAUUGUAAUAUACUAUCCAAAUAAUAAUUCACAGUUACAUUUAUAAAGUUUAUGUUGAUUUUAUGAAAUACAAUUGUUCUAAAUGAUACAUAAGGUAUUUCAAAUGAAGAAAAUGUUUAAUGGUAUGAUAAAUAAUUUAGUGUAUUUUAAAUGCUAUUAAACUCUAUUCCAUGUUUGGCAUUUAAAAAGUUAGUUCUGCAAAUUCAAAUUAAUUUCACUUAUAGCAAGUUGAAACAACUUCAAAAUAUUUCACUAGGCAUAAGUGAACAAGAAUAAAACUCUCUUUUCAUUGUGGAAAUGAAUGUUGUAAACAAUUUGGGAAUGGUUGUAUUCAUUUAGGACCUUAUAUUUUGUAUGUGAGAAGGAUCUAUAUUCAAAAGGUAAAUGUAUCCUUAUAAGUUAUUAACUUGUGCAUGAAAUUACUAGGAAUGGAGUAUGAUAUGAUUCAUGUUUUAUAAAACGUAAUAAUAAAUAUCUUGAUAAGUAAA
Osmia lignaria (orchard mason bee) is the source of this 2358-nucleotide messenger RNA. Lineage: Eukaryota; Metazoa; Arthropoda; Insecta; Hymenoptera; Megachilidae. The record is from RefSeq and is a predicted model, not a curated record.